AUCAUUGGGAAAAGGAACAACAAAGCAACAAGCGCACUAUAAUUUCACCAUUAAAUAAUAUUUUCUUCAUUCAAGCCGCCUCCACCACCCAACGACUUUACCUUUCUUCUCCAACACCACCUAAGCAGGCCAAUACCUCACUUCUCCUCCUUCGUUCACCCACUGCCGACUUCCAAACCACCGCCUAAACCUCCAAUAUCCAACACCACCGACGAAUCACCUACCAUUCUGAAGCUCAAAGCUUCAGCCUUCUCCAGCGAGCCAUUAAUGGUGAGCAAAGGUUCUGUCCUCCAAUGAGAAAACAAACUCCGUAUCCAACCACUUUACAGAUCUAGUAAGAAAGUAGAGAAGGGCUUCCUUGUCAGCUCCAAUAAUCUCAAUACUCAAGCAGCAAAACAUGUCAGUGACGCUUCAUACAAAUUUAGGGGACAUCAAGUGCGAAAUUUUCUGUGAUGAAGUCCCUAGAACUGCUGAGAAUUUCUUGGCGUUAUGCUCAAGUGAUUAUUAUGAUGGGACCAUAUUUCAUAGAAACAUAAAGGGUUUCAUGAUCCAAGGUGGUGACCCAACAGGUACAGGAAAAAGUGGGACAAGUAUUUGGGGAAAAAAGUUCAAUGACGAGAUCAGGGAGUCUCUCAAGCACAAUGCAAGAGGGAUGUUGGCAAUGGCCAACAGUGGCCCUAAUACCAAUGGGAGCCAGUUUUUCAUUACGUAUGCCAAGCAACCACAUCUCAAUGGCUUGUACACCAUCUUCGGGAAAGUAAUACAUGGAUUUGAGGUUCUUGAUCUCAUGGAAAAGACUCCAAUAGGACCAGGUGAUAAGCCCCUUGCCGAGAUCAGGCUCAACCGGGUGACCAUACAUGCUAAUCCACUUGCUGGCUGACGUACUUUUGAAGCAUGCUAAGGCAGUACGUGUAAUCUCAUUGUUCGACUUGUUGAUCGUGGUGAAUUCUUUGGACUAUUGCUAUGGUCAUUGCCAACCACUUACCGGUAGAGAGUAGUUAAUGCGGGAUGAUAAUAGUAAUGGAACUUCCUUUUAGUUCAACUGUUGAUCUUCCUGAAAGCACAAUCUUGAAAUCUCCAAAAAGCAAAUAACUAUGAAAUGGUUCUCCAGAUCUACAUAUCUACACUUUAUAUGUAUGAACAGUGAAAAUCUAGUCAGAUAUACUGUUGAUCUAUGAAUUUGAAGAUCUAUGGAGUGUAAAUGCAAAGUUUUUUUUCUUAAUAAUGUUGAUGUAAUGACCUGUUAGGUCAUUUUGAGAA
Messenger RNA from Solanum dulcamara, 1260 nucleotides. RefSeq names its product peptidyl-prolyl cis-trans isomerase CYP18-1. Gene Ontology annotation, molecular function: peptidyl-prolyl cis-trans isomerase activity. The record is from RefSeq and is a predicted model, not a curated record. NCBI's taxonomy places the organism in Eukaryota, Viridiplantae, Streptophyta, Magnoliopsida, Solanales, Solanaceae. The transcript has 6 exons. Gene Ontology annotation, biological process: protein folding; protein peptidyl-prolyl isomerization. Gene Ontology annotation, cellular component: catalytic step 2 spliceosome. Bases 398 to 880 code for a protein of 160 amino acids.